AAACAAGAGUUUUUUUUUUUUUUUUUUUUGAAAGUUUGUGAGACAUUGUACUAAAAGAUCAAACAAAGCAAACAAAACGACGACAUUUUUGAAUGGAAAUUCUGAGAACAGAAAGAGGCAACACUUUUCUUUUAUUGGUGUAAAUAAAAAAGAUUGCGUUAAGCAGAAAAAAAUAAUUGAACGAGCUCACACAUACAAUAGAGAAUACAAAUCAAAAUUGCUUUGCAAUAAUUAACAAUUGAAACUUUUUUUUUAACAUAAUUAUAAUCCACGAAAAGUUUAGACCACAAUUUAUUACAAUGACUACGAAUACGUCGUGCGUUUUACGAUCAGUUAACAACAAAGCGAAAACCAAUCAUAAAAACAACUCAAACGCUGAUUCCAACGAUAAUGAUAUAAAGCCGAAUAUGCCAUUGUCAAGUCCAAAUGGCCUAAAUAAUUCAUUGUCACUUUCCCCAAGCACUGAUACAUCCGUUAAGGCCAUUGCUAAUGCUAUUAAUUCUUCUGCUAAUAGUCGAGGCGCCAUAACAAUUAUCCCGAUUGUUAAUGCAACCGCCGGUUCGACCACUCAAAACUUUGCGAAUCGAACUAUGCAAACCGAUGAAGACUUCAAUAUACGCUUUGUCAAUCUUGUGCGUACGCACAAGUGCUUAUAUGACAAGAAAGUUCCCGAAUAUCGUAAUCGUGAUAAUCAGGAAAAAGCCUGGUUGCAGAUCUCAUUAGAAACGAAAGAAAGCGUAAUUCACUGUAAGGAACGUUGGCGCAAUUUACGAGCAUGUUUAUCACGCUAUAUCAAGCAGCAAUGCGGUUCAGAUCCUCAACAUAAGCCCUACUACCUAACCGAGCACAUGGCAUUUUUGUUGCCCUUUCUCAAAUCUACAAGAAACUCGAUAGAUGCGAACAGUAGUUUAGCAUCUUUAUAUGAGUACUCUCAACAGCAACUCCAACAACAAGCAAAUAAUAAUAACAACAACAACGGUACGAAUACAUCUUCAGGAUUACAAAUCGUAGUGCAACCACCACGUAAAUUUGAUGAAGAACAUCAAGAGUUGGAAGUGAAGCAUUCUCUAUCAGACAACGAAGACGAAGAAACUAUUGACGCUUUUGAUCCAGCCGUAACAGUUAAUUUACACAUGCAGCACAAUAAUCGAACGUCACCGGGUUUGAGUGAUACAGCAAGUGCGAAUACUUUACAGAAUUUCAUACCCGACGUUCAGUUGUCAGAACUUAGGACACCAGAUGGAGCGCAAGACAUCGCGUAUGCAAACAAUCAUCAUCAUCAUAUGAGCCGAGAAGCAUAUGAUCACGUUCAUCAACCAAAACGAAUUAAAUCCGAGUGCCAUCCAAGCGAUACUACCAGUACAGGGCAUUUUCAUUUAUGCGCCAGAGAGGAUGCGGAUAUGGAAUUUUUUCGUAGCAUAUUACCCGAUAUCGCAAGCCUAACACCCCAACAAAAGCGAAAAUUGAAAAUAGGUAUUCUUGAGCUAAUCGACGACGUAGUCGAUCGUUAUCCCGCCGAAUACAGCUCUCAUGCGGCAACUCCUAGUCAAAAUAAUUCUGCCAAAACAAGACGUAAUUCCUCACGAGAAUGUCGAAAAUAAUAUAAAAAUAAAAUUAUUAUUCAUGCGUAAGUUUUAUAGUUAAUUUCUCACUAUUAAACUUGACGGCGUUCCUCAGCGUAGAUCGAUCCA
Molecule: messenger RNA, 1691 nt
Organism: Glossina fuscipes
Lineage: Eukaryota; Metazoa; Arthropoda; Insecta; Diptera; Glossinidae
Exons: 3
Coding region: 300-1601 (433 amino acids)
Biological process (GO): regulation of transcription by RNA polymerase II
Cellular component (GO): transcription regulator complex; nucleus
Molecular function (GO): DNA binding
Source: RefSeq, a predicted model, not a curated record